GUCAGUGUGAGCAGCAAAAUGGCUGAAGGUGGAGGUUUACUGGAUCAGGACCAGUUCAGCUGUGCGAUCUGUCUGGAUCUUCUGAAGGAUCCGGUGACUAUUCCCUGUGGACACAGUUUCUGUUUGGGCUGUAUUAAGGGUUACUGGGAUCAGGAUGAUCAUACUGGUGUUUACAGCUGUCCCCAGUGCAGAGAGACCUUCACCCCAAGGCCUGUUUUAAGAAAAAACAUCAUGUUUGCUGAAGUAGUGGAGAAACUGAAGAAGACAGGACUUCAAGCUGCUCCUCCUGCUCACUUUUACGCUGGACCUGGAGACGUGGUGUGUGAUCUUUGCACUGGGAGAAAGCACAAAGCCGUCAAGUCCUGUCUGGUGUGUCUGGUCUCUUACUGUGAAACUCACCUCCAACCUCACUAUGAAUUUCCUGCGUUAAAGAAGCACAAACUGUUCAAAGCCACUGGAAACCUGCAGGAGAAGAUCUGCUCUCAUCAUGACAAACUGCUGGAGGUUUACUGUCGUACUGAUCAGCAGUGUAUCUGUUAUCAGUGUGUGAUGGAUGAACACAGCGGCCAUGAUACGGUCUCAGCUGCAGCAGGAAGGACUGAGAAACAGAAGCAGCUGGGGAAGACACAGAGUAACUUCCAGCAGAGAAUCCAGGAGAGAAAGAAGAAGGUGCAGGAUGUGAGACAGGCUGUGCAGUCACUCAAGUGCUCUGCACAGGCAGCAGUGGAGGACAGCGAGAGGAUCUUUACUGAGCUGAUAUGCUCUAUUGAGAGAAGACGCUCUGAGGUGAAAGAGCUGAUCAGAGAUCAGGAGAAGGCUGAAGUGAGUCGGGCUGAAAGAAUCCUGGAGCGAAUGGAGCAGGAGAUUGCUGAGCUGAAGAGGAGAGAUGCUGAGCUGGAGCAGCUUUCACACACAGAGGAUUACAUCCAUUUCCUCCAGAGCUGUCAGCCUCUCUGUGCCCUUCCUGGACCUGGAGACUUGCCCAGCAUCACUGUCAGUCCACACUCUUUUGAGGCUGUGAGGAAAUCUGUCUCUGAACUGAAAGAGCAGCUGGAAGAGUUGAUGAAUGUUUCUGGAAAAGUGAAAGUCAAUAUUCUAGAGCCCAAGACCAGAGAGGACUUCUUACAAUAUGCCUGUCAGCUCACACUGGACCCCAACACAGCAAAUCAAUGCAUCCGUCUGUCUGAGGGGAACAGAGAGGUGACCCGUGUGGGAGAGAUCCAGUCUUAUCCUGAUCAUCCAGAGAGAUUUGAGUCCUGGCUCCAAGUGCUGUGCAGAGAGGGUCUGUCUCGCCGCUGUUACUGGGAGGCUGAGUGGAGUGGGGAUUGGGUUUCUAUAGCAGUGUCAUAUAAAGAGAUAAGCAGGAAAGGGCUGGGUAUUGACUGUGUUCUUGGAUGGAAUAACAAGUCCUGGAGUCUGCGCCGUAAUGCUUUCAGUUACUCUUUCCAGCACAAUGCUGUGAGCACUGAAAUCCCUGUUCCCCCCUCCUCCAGAACGCCCUGUUCCUCGUCCCGGGCUCCGCCCAGCAGGGUGGCCUCCAUCUCCGCCCACGGGACGUCCCACUGGAUCUCCGUGGAGUCCGGUUUGGUCUGGGGCCCCUCCCCUUUGGGGCCCUCUCUAUGGGAGCUGCCCAUGGGACAGCCGCUGCAGCAGGAGACUGAGGAAAACAUUUACACCAAACUCUGCACAGGCAAGGCCCGCAGCACAGCUGAGGAUCCCUCCCACCCCUCCCAUGCUCACUUUACCCCCCUGCCGUCUGGCAAGAGGUACCGCAGCAUACGGGCCAGAUCUGCCACACUCUGCAACAGCUUCUUCCCCCAAGCUUCACUCCCACUCUCUCUGUCAUGCAGUUUCAGAGAAACGAAACUUAACUCUGUCUCUGUCAGUGUGAGCAGUAAAAUGGCUGAAGGUGGAGGUUUACUGGAUCAGGACCAGUUCAGCUGUCCGAUCUGCCUGGAUGUACUGAAGGAUCCAGUGACUAUUCCCUGUGGACACAGUUUCUGUAUAGGCUGUAUUAAGGGCUGCUGGGAUCAGGAUGAUCAUACUGGUGUCUACAGCUGUCCCCAGUGCAGAGAGACCUUCACCCCAAGGCCUGAUUUAAGAAAAAACAUCAUGUUUGCUGAAGUGGUGGAGAAACUGAAGAAGACAGGACUCCAAGCUGCUCCUCCUGCUCACUGUUACGCUGGACCUGGAGACGUGGCGUGUGAUUUCUGCACUGGGAGAAAGCGCAAAGCCGUCAAGUCCUGUCUGGUGUGUCUGGUCUCUUACUGUGAAACUCACCUCCAGCCUCACUAUGAAUUUCCUGCGUUAAAGAAGCACAAACUAGUCAAAGCCACUGGAAACCUGCAGGAGAAGAUCUGCUCUCAUCAUGACAAACUGCUGGAGGUUUACUGUCGUACUGAUCAGCAGUGUAUCUGUCUGCUGUGUGUGAUGGAUGAACACAGAGGCCAUGAUACAGUCUCAGCUGCAGCAGAAAGGACUGAGAGACAGAAGCAGCUGGGGGCGACACAGAGAGAAUUCCAGCAGAGAAUCCAGGAGAGAGAGAAAGAGCUGCAGGAUCUGAGACAGGCUGUGCAGUCACUCAAGCACUCUGCACAGGCAGCAGAGGAGGACAGCGAGAGGAUCUUUACUGAGCUGAUCAGCUCCAUUGAGAGAAGGCGCUCUGAGGUGAAAGAGCUGAUCAGAGACCAGGAGAAGGCUGAAGUGAGUCGGGCUGAAGGACUCCUGGAGCGACUGGAGAAGGAGAUUGCUGAGCUGAGGAGGAGAGAUGCUGAGCUGGAGCAGUUUUCACGCACAGAGGAUCACAUCCAGUUCCUCCAGAGCUGUCAGUCUCUCUGUGCCCCUCCUGGACCUGAAGACUUGCCCAGCAUCACUGUCAGUCCACACUCUUUUGAGGCUGUGAGGAAAUCUGUCUCUGACCUGAAAGAGCAGCUGGAAGAGUUGAUGAACGUUUCUGGAAAAGUGAAAGAAUCCAAUAUUCUAGAGUUCAAGACCAGAGAGGACUUCUUACAGUAUGCCUGUCAGCUCACACUGGACCCCAACACAGCACAUCAAUGCCUCUGUCUGUCUGAGGGGAACAGAGAGGUGACCUGUGUAGACGAGAUCCAGUCAUAUCCUGAUCAUCCAGAGAGAUUUGAGUACAAAGCCCAAGUGCUGUGCAGAGAGGGUCUGUCUGGACGCUGUUACUGGGAGGCUGAGAGGAGUGGGGUUGAGGUUUAUAUAGCAAUGUCAUAUAAAGAGAUCAGCAGGAAAGGAGAGGGUGAUGACUGUGAGCUGGGAAGGAAUAACAAGUCCUGGAGUCUGGGCCGUAAUGCUCUUUACUCUUUCUGGCACAAUAAUGAGGAAAAUGAAAUCUCUGUCCCCCCCCCCUCCAGAAUAGGAGUGUACCUGGAUCACGGGGCAGGAACUCUGUCCUUCUACAGCGUCUCUGACACAAUGACCCUCCUGCACAGAGUCCAGACCACAUUCACUCAGCCCCUCUAUCCUGCGUUUGAGGUUUGGAGAGUUGGAUCCUCUGUAAAACUGUGUGAUCUGGGAUGAGGCAGCGAGUGAAUGCGAAGAUCAGCUGUAAUUAAAGAGAGGGAAAAACACUCAAAUGCGACAGAAAAUGAGUUCAAUUAAAUGAAAUAUUGAACUUUAAAAGAUUAACUGGUUGAAAUAAAAAUAGAAUCCAGACCACAUUCACUCAGCCCAUCUGUUCUGGGGUUUGCUUGCACUGUAAUCACGUUUUACGGUGACUAUCUUAUUGUAGUUUGCUGUCACGGCCAAGAUUCAGUUCAAGGUGUUUUAUAAUUCUGUCUGCUGCUUCUUUUUGUAUUGAUUAUGUAAUGAUGCUGGGAAAUUGGGAAUUGAUUAAUACAAAUAAUAAAAUUAAUAAAAAUAA
Messenger RNA from Anguilla anguilla (European eel), 3883 nucleotides. Its product is annotated as E3 ubiquitin/ISG15 ligase TRIM25-like. The transcript has 14 exons. NCBI's taxonomy places the organism in Eukaryota, Metazoa, Chordata, Actinopteri, Anguilliformes, Anguillidae. Bases 19 to 3540 code for a protein of 1173 amino acids. The record is from RefSeq and is a predicted model, not a curated record. Gene Ontology annotation, molecular function: zinc ion binding; protein binding.